Messenger RNA from Hydra vulgaris (swiftwater hydra), 1662 nucleotides. Its product is annotated as putative ammonium transporter 1. Gene Ontology annotation, cellular component: plasma membrane. The record is from RefSeq and is a predicted model, not a curated record. Gene Ontology annotation, biological process: ammonium transmembrane transport; ammonium homeostasis. Gene Ontology annotation, molecular function: ammonium channel activity. Lineage: Eukaryota; Metazoa; Cnidaria; Hydrozoa; Anthoathecata; Hydridae.
UGUGUUUUUAAUGCAACUUUAUUAAUUCAUUUACGCAUACAUUUAAGAGAAAAGUUUUGUUUGCUUCGAAGAACUUAAUUAUAUUGCUGAAUUUGAGAAAAUUAUAUGUUUAAUUGCUACAUUAGAUUUAAUACUAAAGAAAGCUCAAUGAUGGAGUAAUAAUGGAGUACUGCUUCUAAAGAUUAAUAUCCUUUAAAAACAUAGAUCGUAAAGCCUUGAUACAAAAUUUUAAUCUUAUAUUUAGCAAAUUAAAGACAAAAAAAAAAAAAAAAAAUGGCAAAUGUAAUAUACGCUGCCGGAGGUCUUAUUAUACUUCAUACUGCACAGUGCCAACCAAAAGACUCGACAUCAAUUAUUGUCACAAACCUUCUUUCUAUCGCCGUAUCCACUAUUGCAUUUUGGGGAUGUGGCUUUGCGUUUGCUGUUGGAGAUCCUUCAAGCAGCAAUUUUUAUCUAUCUCACACCAAGUUUUUUUUGAUUGAUGCAAGCAUUAGUGAUUUUGAGCGCUUCGUUCCAGAAGUUUGUCUGACUAGUUUAAUUAUAGUGCUUGUCAACAGUGGAUUUGUGUCACGUCUAAGACAUUGGAUAUAUCCAUUUGUCGCAAUCUUGGUUUCAGGUUUUACCUACCCGUGUGUACGUCACUGGACAUCAAGUGAUGACGGUUGGCUCGCAAAAGGAAUAGAGUAUAGCGACGGAGCACAAGUCAAAUAUAGGGAUAAAUAUGGUGCAGGCUAUCUACAUGUUUUUGCUGGAAGUGCUUCUUUGAUUGGGACCAUUUUGUUAUCUGCUCGAAAAGAGCGACAGAAAAAGAACUUUCCUCCUCUUGACGGACAAAUUACACCUCUGAUGCUUGUCGGUGGUACACUGGCUUUUGGAGGCCUUAUGAGUAAAAACUUUGGGACAAGUCAGGGUUUUGUAAAUAAUAUUUUGGCAGCUCAUGCAUCAGCAUUAGUGGCAUAUGGUUUUAAAAGACUUGAGUUACGAGGAAACAUAAGUGGAACAAAAGCUUUUUUAAAUGGUGCAAUUGCUGGAUUGGUGAGUGUGUCGUGUGAUCCAGAUACGUAUCAUUCAUACGGUGGAUUUGUAAUCGGUGUUGUGGGAGGGCUUGCAUUCGUUUUUUGGAAUUUCAUACUUCAUUCGUUGCAUAUCGAUGAUCCUACUCAAACUGUUUCCGUGAAUCUUGGGUGUGGUUUAUGGGCGCUGUUAGCUGGACCCUUAUUUCGUUCACGAGGUAUACUUUAUAAUGGAUCCACAGUAAAUUUUCGAGACUUUGGAUGGAAUUUGUUAGGAGGUGUCGCAAUAUUUGUCUGGUCUGGAAUAUCUUUAUUUAUACUUCUUAUAGUACUCGUUUUAUUCAAAGUUGCUAAAAACAAUGAUAUUAGAGUUUCGGAAGCUGGAAUGGAUAUAAUAGAGCACAACGAACCUGCUUACCCUGACCAUGACUCCUACUCGCACAUAAAAACAGAUGGAUUGAGCAAUAUUUUCAUGGACCGAUUAACUUCAAAAAAUGAUUUCAUUAAUGAUUCUUCAUACAUUCCUAAAUUAGAAUCGGAUGGAAUUAGAAACCCAAGGGAAUUAUACUUUCAAAUGUCAUAAAGUCAUAUAAGCUUUCCUAGAAAGAGUCAAAGUUUUGAUUAAAAUUUAAAAAAUAAGAUAUUUGUA